GUUUUGUUUAAGAUCGUGAACUCAUCAACUGAUGCUGGUAGUUCAUCUGUCAAAGCCACAUCAAGUUCAUCCACUUUCAACCAAKCCCAGUCAUCGACCAACCUCGACUAUAUGUAUCUUCAUAGACAGUAUGGAGAGAUACUUUAUGAUUCAGAUGAUUCAGUCCCAGAAGAAACUCAGGGUUUCAGUCAUGCAGAGACUGAAACAACAGCAACAGCAACCAGUACCACAUUAUCAGAGGACCUUGAAACAUUUUGUGAAACUAAAGCAAGAGAAUUGGAAGAAACAUCCUACAUAAGGUUUAAAGUGAGGAGAAACUCUCUGUGGCAAGAUGUAAAGUUCAAGUGUGACCGAAUAAAGAAGGACGAUAUUGAAGAAAACAGUUAUGUAAAAGUUCAGUUUGUAGGGGAGGCAGGGGUGGAUCAAGGGGGUCCAAAAAGAGAAUUUUUUUCUCUUAUCCAUAAGGAAGUAAGUUYUUCAUCAUUAUUUGUUGGAGAAGAAGGUAGUGGUAAAGUCUUUGCUCAUAAUUUAGUUGCACUUCAGCAAAAUGAGUACUAUAAAUAUGGUUUGUGUUGCGGUUUAGCAGUUCUUAAUGGUAGUAUGGGCCCUCAGUUUUUCUGUCCCCCAGUUGUUGACUACAUAUUACAUGGUGAUGUUAAGUAUGUCAAGUGUUCUAUUGAUAGUAUUCCCAAUCAGCCUGUUAAGGAAAAACUGAAAGAACUAGAUAGUUUAGAAGAACCACAGUUGUUUGAAGAGAAAGCAAUGUCCUAUUUCGGUGAAUCACUUCAAAAUAWGGGCUAUACAAAACCAGUAGUAUUUUCUGAUAAAAAUGAGUUCUUAAGAGCUACAAUAAUCCAUUAUACCAUUUCACACUGUCUUUGUGAAAUCAAUCAAUUUAUUGAUGGGAUGAAUGUGACUGGGGUGUUAACUGUCCUAAGGAAUCAUCCUUUUGAGGCCAGGGACAUAUUACAAUUUUCUGCUACUACUUUAACAGCUGAAUUACUAGAUGGCCUCUUUUCUGCACAUUUAUCUCCUGAAGGAAGCAACAAAAAUGCAAAAGAAAAGACCAUUCUUUUUUAUUGGAAYCAGUUCUUGGAGGAUAUAGAACAAGGUCUUGUCAAAAGUGAGGUUUAUGAUUGCAAUACUGAGUCGAAUGUUACAGUAAAUAUUUCGCUUGAGGCUGUUUUAGCAUUUAUAACUGGGGCCAGGAGUAUCCCACCACUAGGUUUACACCCCCGACCUUCUAUUGUUUUCAUACAUGAAGGAAAUAGAAAGAUGUAUGUUAGCACUUGUUCAAAUGUGUUGUACAUUCCAGUGAAAGACCAUUUCUUAAGUUUUGGUACAUUUAAAGAAGAAUUUUUAUUCUGUAUGCUGAAUUCCCCAGGGUUUGGGAAUGCCUAGACAAAUAUAUAAGUAUUAAAGUACAG
Exaiptasia diaphana is the source of this 1427-nucleotide messenger RNA. RefSeq names its product G2/M phase-specific E3 ubiquitin-protein ligase-like. The record is from RefSeq and is a predicted model, not a curated record. NCBI's taxonomy places the organism in Eukaryota, Metazoa, Cnidaria, Anthozoa, Actiniaria, Aiptasiidae. Gene Ontology annotation, molecular function: ubiquitin-protein transferase activity. The transcript has a single exon. The coding region runs from base 112 to 1401 and encodes 429 amino acids.